GUGGGGACUGUUGCAUUUGGCACAUGGUACGUUCUGACGGCUUUAAAGGAGAAGUGCAUAAUUAAAAUAACCCACCCUGAGUGACCAUUUCUGUUCCUUCCUGGUAGGUGGAGACACAGCAGUCUCUGUGCUGAUUGUCCAGAAAAUGGCAGAAGAGAGCACUGAAGAGGCAAGCGAUACCAGUGGAGGGGUGAAUGUCUCAUUUCUGCCGGAUCACGGACCAGUAGCAGAAAGGAGAAGAGAAGUCGAUUUCAGCCUAAAAUGCAUUAAAGAUAAACGGGUCCCAAUUACCGUUACUGUCGUCAUUACAGCUUUGAUCAUCACCGUAAUUGCACUGGCGGCCAGGAAGCCUCCCCGCUGCCCACGCAGCCCACCCCACGUCACUGCUGCGUGCCCGGAUGGCUGGGUGGGAUACCAAGGGAAAUGCUACUACUUCUCAGAGACUGAAGAUCACUGGAACAACAGCCAGAGCCACUGCUCUUCCCUCAACGCCUCCCUGGCUUCCAUUGAUUCCAUGCCGGAGCUGGAUUUCUUGCUGCGCUAUAAAGGGGUCCCUUACCGCUGGAUUGGCCUCCAGAGGGAACAAGGCAAGGGCCAGCCCUGGAAGUGGACCAAUGGUACCAUAUUCAACAACCUGUUUCAGGUCAGAGGGGAAGGGCAGUGCGCCUACCUGGAUGAAAAUGGGGUCAGCAGCUCCAGGUGCUACUCAGAGAGACAUUUCAUCUGCAAGCGGCCGGAUGAGUGCUCUAGAAGGAAGCCAAGCGCUGCAGGAGGGGAUACAAUGUCUAAGAUCACUUAAAGGGUCAAUGCAGCCUCUUCAGUGGAUGCAG
Molecule: messenger RNA, 830 nt
Organism: Mauremys mutica (yellowpond turtle)
Lineage: Eukaryota; Metazoa; Chordata; Testudines; Geoemydidae
Product: C-type lectin domain family 2 member D-like
Exons: 6
Coding region: 146-799 (217 amino acids)
Source: RefSeq, a predicted model, not a curated record